AUGGCAGAAAACGGAAUUGCAAGGGUUUCUCGAGAUCUCCAAGUGGCUGACAGAAACCUGGCAUUUGUUAAAGUCUCAAGAGCUGAUGUUGACCAACUUGUUACUGAAAUCAUGCAAGUGAAAGAAUUUCUACCAAAAGUAUUAAACGCCGAUCUGCUGGGUGUGUAUAGCAAGCUAGAUCAUUGUGAGCAAGAACUUGAGAUAUCUGAAGCAGAGAACAAGAAGCUGAGAAAGGAGUUAGAACAGAUGAAAACACAAUAUGACUCAGACAUGGAAGUACUGAAGAAAAGAUAUGAUAGUCUUCUUGAGGACUGUGAAAGAUACAGGGAGGAAAAGUAUGGACUCAAGUGUCAGUUAUCAGAGCUCAGCCAACAGAUGGGAGAUCAGUCUGAAUACUGUUCCUCCAUGGGUGCAGCUGUGUGUACUUUGUUAUGGAGAGUGUCUCGUCAACAGCACUCUGUGACAUCCCUGCUGGGAGGGAAUAAAGCUGAAGAGUUUCUACAGAUCACUGCACGGACAGUGGAGAGUUAUUUUGAUAGUUUCGGUGAAGAAGACGAGAAAGAAACAUCGGAGGAAUUCCAGUUUGUUCUGGCGCUCACUGGAACCAUUACAAAUAUGGCAGCAGCUACUCAAGGCCGAGACUUUCUGGUAACUAAAGACAGUGGACGUGUGUUGAUUGACACGUUUAUUACAGUACUGAGUGUCUCUGCUGUGGGGAAAAAUGUCAAGAUGAGGAACUUGAUACUCAUGGCUUUAUAUAACAUAAGCAUCAAUUUGUCUGGUCUUCAAUAUAUCAUUAAGAAGCAAGGAAUACUGGACAACCUCAUGCAAGUAAUUCGAGAGGAAAGCGAUUCAGAGCUAAGACUCAAUGCUGCGAGAUUGUUGCAGUCUGUUGUAAUGGAACCGAGCAGUUUGACAAGCGACGCACUUGACUCAAUAUCUUUGCCAGUACUUCAGAACCUUAGUAGAAGCGCUAAAGGAGAGUUACGUGAUAUACUACAUGAAGCGCUGUCCGACCUACAGUCAUACCACACUGACUUCUAGCCAUACUGCGCUCUUA
Messenger RNA from Orbicella faveolata, 1060 nucleotides. Its product is annotated as heat shock factor 2-binding protein-like. Gene Ontology annotation, cellular component: cytosol. The record is from RefSeq and is a predicted model, not a curated record. NCBI's taxonomy places the organism in Eukaryota, Metazoa, Cnidaria, Anthozoa, Scleractinia, Merulinidae.